AUGAAGUCACAGACCAUUCUAGCACUCGCAGCUCAAGCUGUUUGCAUCAGCGCGCACACCAUCUUUGUCCAGCUCGAGAGCGGCGGCACGACGUACGAUGUCUCCUAUGGCAUCCGCGACCCUUCUUACGAUGGUCCCAUCACUGACGUGACCUCGGACGACUUGGCCUGCAAUGGCGGACCGAACCCGACAACGCCCUCUUCGGACAUUAUUGACGUGGCGGCCGGCUCAACCGUCACGGCCGUCUGGAGGCACACUUUGACUUCGGGGUCCGACGACGUCAUGGACGCGUCGCACCUCGGCCCGACAAUGGCGUAUCUGAAAAAGGUCGAUGACGCGACGAGCGACUCGGGUAUUGGCGAUGGCUGGUUCAAGAUUGUCGAGGACGGCUAUACCAACGGGGUUUGGGGCACCAGCAACGUCAUCAAUAAUGCGGGAGAGCAGAGCAUUCCCAUCCCCAGUUGCAUCGCGGACGGCCAGUACCUACUCCGAGCUGAGAUGAUUGCGCUGCACUCGGCUUCGUCGACGGGUGGAGCACAACUAUACAUGGAAUGUGCCCAGAUCAAUGUCAGCGGCGGCACGGCAUCGGUCUCACCGACGACUUACAGCAUCCCCGGUAUCUAUGCCGCUGAUGAUCCUGGAUUGUUGAUCAACAUCUACUCCAUGACCAGCUCUAGCACCUACACCAUCCCAGGACCGGAUGUGUUUACUUGUGCUGCAUAG
Pestalotiopsis fici W106-1 is the source of this 723-nucleotide messenger RNA. RefSeq lists its product as uncharacterized. Bases 1 to 723 code for a protein of 240 amino acids. The record is from RefSeq and is a predicted model, not a curated record. Lineage: Eukaryota; Fungi; Ascomycota; Sordariomycetes; Amphisphaeriales; Sporocadaceae. The transcript is spliced from 5 exons.